Cavia porcellus (domestic guinea pig) is the source of this 3429-nucleotide messenger RNA. It is a transcript of the gene Tgif2, whose product is annotated as TGFB induced factor homeobox 2. The record is from RefSeq and is a predicted model, not a curated record. Gene Ontology annotation, molecular function: RNA polymerase II cis-regulatory region sequence-specific DNA binding; DNA-binding transcription repressor activity, RNA polymerase II-specific. Bases 427 to 1140 code for a protein of 237 amino acids. The transcript is spliced from 4 exons. Lineage: Eukaryota; Metazoa; Chordata; Mammalia; Rodentia; Caviidae. Gene Ontology annotation, biological process: negative regulation of transcription by RNA polymerase II.
CCGCCGGCCCUCCCCGCGGGGGGUGGGCGUAGCUGGCCGCGCUCGACUCAAAGUUUGUUUUCUGCCUCCAGGCGGUGGGGGAGGGCGAGGCGCGCGCUGAGGGGAGGAGAGGGGAUCUGACGUCAGGCCGCGAGGUGCUUUCCAGCCGCGAGCUGUCAGGCGGGUGUCAGGCUCGGCAGGUACGCGGCGCGCGCCCCCAGCGUCCCCCGCCCCCGGCCUGGACGCCCCGCACCCCGCCCGAGGCCGCGUGGGCCCGAAAGCCGCCGGGAGAAGGUACACAGUUGAUGCUCAGCAAAUAUUACAUGGGUUGCUGAAGGCCGUGGUGAUUAUAGUUUCCAGACUCUUCUUGGGCCUCAGACACGUGGGAGGCAGGAUAAUGUAGAGCCCACAAGGCUCACUGGAGGUCCAGCCUUGCCCCUAGGGACCAUGUCUGACAGCGAUCUAGGUGAAGAUGAAGGUCUCCUGUCCCUGGCGGGCAAGAGGAAGCGCAGGGGGAACCUGCCCAAGGAGUCAGUGAAGAUCCUCCGUGACUGGCUAUACUUGCAUCGCUACAACGCCUAUCCCUCAGAGCAGGAGAAACUGAGCCUUUCUGGACAAACCAACCUCUCAGUGCUGCAGAUAUGUAACUGGUUCAUCAACGCCCGGCGGCGGCUCCUCCCAGACAUGCUGCGGAAGGAUGGCAAAGACCCUAAUCAGUUCACCAUUUCCCGCCGUGGGGGGAAAGCCUCGGAUGUAGCCCUUCCUCGUGGUAACAGCCCCUCAAUGCUGGCUGUGUCCGUACCAGCUCCCACCAAUGUUCUCUCCUUGUCUGUGUGCUCUGUGCCACUCCACUCAGGCCAGGGGGAAAAGGCAGCAGCUCCCUUCUCACAAGGGGAGCUAGAGCCCCCUAAGCCACUGGUCAGCCCCAGUGGUACAUUAACCCUGCUAACCAGGGCUGAGGCUGGGAGCCCCACAGGUGGACUUUUCAACACACCGCCACCCACACCCCCAGAGCAGGACAAGGAGGACUUCAGCAGCUUCCAGCUGCUGGUGGAGGUGGCGCUGCAGAGGGCUGCUGAGAUGGAGCUUCAGAAGCAGCAGGACCCAGCACCCCCAUUGUUGCACACCCCCAUCCCUUUAGUUUCUGAGAACCCCAAGUAGGCAUCUGCCAACAGGGGUGUUCAAGGCUGGAGCCAGCUGUCCUGGGUUCCCGAUUCACUUCCUUCCUACAGAGGGUUUUCUGUGGAUCACUGCCAAGCAUCAGGAUCAUCUCCUCUGUCCAGAAGUCUUGAGCAGGAAGAUGCCCGCUGGUAUCACUAUGCUGUGAUGGGGACCUCUCCUAUGCUGACUCUGCCAUUUCUCCAGGCCUCUUCUCGGUAAUGAGACCAAGGGAUUGGAGAUAGGCAUGGUGCUGCUGCUGUUUCUCCAGAGACCCCAGGACACUUGUUCCAGCCUCCUUUCCUGGGCUGGGCUCAGGAAACCAGCCAAGUUCAGACCUCUCUGGGUCCAAGCUGCCGCUGAGCUGUGCCUCUUUGUGUCAUGCCAGGUGUGGACAUUUCAGGUUCAUAAGUGUGGACAAAAGAGGAACCCAGCAGAUGUAACAGGACCGACUCCAGUUGAAUGUUUAGGUGUUUGCUAACUGUUAAUUUUUCCCUUUUUGCUGUGGUUUGAUUUAUAGCAGUAGUUGUCCCAGGUGUGGGGAAUGAGAACAUUGCAUGAUAGAGUCUGAUAAAGAGAUUUAUCUACCACUGCAACUGAGAAUUGUUGUAUAAGGAAGGAAUGUUUGUUAUUUUGGGGACCAGCAAAAUUUCUGCAUAGCACAAACUUCCAAAUGGUUGUUUUGGUGUUGAUUUACCACCCACAACACAACCCCACCACCUCUGGGGGGAAAAAGGUAGAGGGAGAAUACGUGGGCACUGGCUUUUUGGCAUUAGGCACAAAAGGGGACAAGGCCAAGAGACAGCCCAAUAGAAUCUUGACAAAACCUAGACUUAGAGCAGAGAAGAACGGUAAAAACCAGAGAAGUGUUUGUUUUUAUUUUUCUUUUUACUGUAUUUGGGGGUGGGAGGGUAAGUAUGCUAGACUAAGUGGUUUUUGUGGGUUUUUUUUUUUUUUUCUUUCAUUUUAAUGUUACCCCCUUCUUUAUUCACGGCUUUGUCCUGCAGCCUGAGUUCUGAAUCCCUUUAGGAACCUUGCUAGAACCCGAGAGGCUCUAGCAUCUCCUUCUUGGAGAGAAGUGAGCCAUCUGCUGGUCAGGAAGCCUUUGUAGCUACUCCAGCAGGCAGCUCUUGCCACAGCCAAGGCAGGAAAGGAUUCCUGGAGGAAGCUUGAGUGUCCUUGUCUCACCCUUCUGUAAGUGCGAGUUGCAGGGCCUGCCUUUUUCUCAGUGAACAGAUCAUCUCCUUUCUCUUUUUAUUUUGUUGUCUCUUUGCUGAGUGUUCAACAGCAGUAUACCCCAUCUUUAUAUAUUCUAAGAAACACUAAUCUUAGAUUUUUAUUAGUCAACGUAUUUUUGUUCUUAAUAACAUUGUUUCUGGGCAAAAAAAAAAAAAAGACCAGGAGCCCCAGACUGUAGUUUGCUGAAAUAGCCAGGUUGGGCAUAAGGGGAAGGAGUUCCUGGGUGUUGGCUGACUUGGAUGCACCCAGCCAGAAAAAAGAACACAUCCUCUGUCCUUUCAGAAAGAUCCCUGGCGCCCUCAAGAGGCUCCCCCACCCCUUGAGGGGCUGGUUCCAUCCCUUGCUUGUGGGAGUAGAAAUUUAUUUUUUUUUUUAAACUGAAACAGCUAUUGGUGGGCAAGAUUCCUGGGCUGUGUUCUGCUCCCCUCCAGCCCCUUCCUCCUAUGCCACAGGGGGUCAAGGGUCCUCCUCCUGAGGCCUGGCUGGUAAAGAAUGAACAUGGCAGCUUCAGAGCUAGUUGGAGUUGCUGUCUGCCCAUCUCAUCCAACCCAGCCAUGUCUGAGAGAGCCGGGGACCAGUGUGACUGUUGCGGGUGCUCCACAGCAGGGGACUUGGAGCAUACUGGACUGAAUGGGAUUUCCCUUCUCACAGAGCACUGAGCAGGGAAGGGGACUGAGGGAGCCAUGCUGCUGAAUUCUGGUUGGCAUUCCCCGCUUGGUCAAAAUGGCACCUCUGGGGGUGGGGCAGCCUCUGCUUGCAUUUGGUUAUAAAAUACACCUGGAGAAGAAGCAGUUGUCCCGUUCAAUUAUUUGAGCAAACAACUACUGUAAAUAACUUCCGUUUUUUUGUCUUUUGUCAAAUAAAGUUGUUUUGUUUUUAUUUUUAAAGUAGAAAAAAGUGCUUGAUCCACUGGCUCUGGAAACAAGUUUUUAUAUUCUGCUUUACCUUUCUCUUUAGUAGCCAUAUGUGAGUUUUGUGUAUUCUGUCUCCUGUUUUCUUUCCUCAACCCCAUUCCAUAUCCCGUUCAUCACAAUAUAGGGGAUUUAACCAUUU